AUGCAAUCUUACGAUACCAACCUAGAUGAGAAGGAUUUGAAAGGGGGCGAGCCACUUGGGCGGGACCUCGAUCUUGGCCAAGUGCUCGCUAUUCAAUCAACACCUGAAGAGGAGCGGAAAGUACUGUGGAAGCUCGAUCUUAUUCUGGUCCCGUUGAUGGGAGUCGCAUAUUUCCUCCAAUUCCUCGACAAGCUUGCUCUGAGUCAGGCGACCCUGUUUGGUUUACGCGAAGAUUUGAAGAUGCACGGGUCAGAAUAUUCAUGGGCGUCUGCAAUCUUCUAUUUUGGGUAUUUUGCUUGGAGUUGGCCUAGUUCAUAUAUUGUCGUCCGACUUCCCAUUGGGAAAUAUAUCGCAGUCUCAGUCUUCCUUUGGGGCGGGGUCCUAAUGUGUCAUGCUGCUUGCUCUAAUUGGAGUGGGCUCAUGGCCGUCCGUUUCUUCUUGGGGGUAGGCGAGGCGGCAAUUGCGCCGGGCUUCACAUUGCUUACGGGAAUGUUUUAUAAACGUGAGGAACAGCCCCUACGACAAUCUGCCUGGUUCUUCGGAAACUUCGUUGCUGUACUCAUUGGUGGAUUGAUUGCCUACGGUAUUGGGACUAUCAAUACGGCAGCAAUUGCCCACUGGAAACUCUUGUUCCUUAUUCUCGGCGCCGUCACUUCAGGUUAUGGCCUGGUCUUGUUUGCCAUGCUGCCGGACUCGCCUACCAAGGCCAUAUUUUUGAAACCCAAUGAGCGUGCUAUUGCUGUGCAGCGAACAUUGACGAACAAAACCGGAGUCAUGGAUACUGGCGUGUUCAAGUGGUCACAGGCUCUUGAGGCCCUAAAAGACCCCCAGACGUGGCUUUUGGUUGUGAACUCUUUCUCCUCAAGUCUAGCAAACGGUGGUCUUACAAGCUUUACGUCGAUUAUCACCGCCGGGUUCGGAUUCACUGAUCUUAAGGCCCUUAUUAUGCAAAUGCCCCAGGGUGCCGCCCAGAUCGUGUUUUUGCUGAUUACCUCGAUUACCGUGACCUUCAUUCCAUCCUCCCGUAUAUUAGGAAUGUGUCUCAUCACAAUUAUUUCUAUUAUAGGCCUAAUCCUCAUCUGGAAGCUUGACCCCGAUGAUCAAGUUGGGCGGAUGGUUGGCUUGACGUUAGCCGUCGUAUACGCGAUCAAUUUUCCUAUGUCUUUGAGUAUCAUUACGUCUAAUGUGGCCGGAUUUUCGAAGAAGAGUGUCGUUAGUUCAUUACUCUUUAUCGCAUAUUGCGUGGGAAAUAUCGUGGGCCCUCAAUUUUUCCUUGCCUCGGAGGAGCCAUCAUACCCAACUGGCAUCAAAGCUUCUAUGUCAGGCUUGAUUUUGAGCCUUUUCUUCCUUCUGUGCUUGUAUUCAUACUACAAGUGGGAGAACCGUCGACGAGACAGGCUGUAUGGUUCGCCUGGGCAGAUGACUGUGGGGGCUGAGUUACAGGAUGAGCUAUCGAACAAGACAGAUCGCGAGAUUGAUAGUUUCCGGUAUCUUCUCUAG
Penicillium robsamsonii is the source of this 1500-nucleotide messenger RNA. RefSeq lists its product as uncharacterized. Gene Ontology annotation, molecular function: dipeptide transmembrane transporter activity; allantoate transmembrane transporter activity. Bases 1 to 1500 code for a protein of 499 amino acids. Lineage: Eukaryota; Fungi; Ascomycota; Eurotiomycetes; Eurotiales; Aspergillaceae. The record is from RefSeq and is a predicted model, not a curated record. Gene Ontology annotation, cellular component: plasma membrane. Gene Ontology annotation, biological process: tripeptide transport; transmembrane transport; dipeptide transport. The transcript has 8 exons.